Solea solea (common sole) is the source of this 6849-nucleotide messenger RNA. RefSeq names its product chloride intracellular channel protein 5. NCBI's taxonomy places the organism in Eukaryota, Metazoa, Chordata, Actinopteri, Pleuronectiformes, Soleidae. The record is from RefSeq and is a predicted model, not a curated record. Bases 1193 to 4267 code for a protein of 1024 amino acids. The transcript is spliced from 6 exons.
UUUUGUAGUAUUUUGUCAAUAAUUAGUCAAUAAUAAUGAUACAUAAUGAAAAUAUUCACCUUGCACAGAAAUUUGCAAGCAGUAAAACAAAUAAAUAACAAAUAAUAAAAACAAAAAGAUAGACCAUCAAAUGCAAAAGAAAGAAAAAACCAAACACACAAAAUCACAACAGGCAAACAGACCCAGACAACAUAAACAGGCACUUUAACACUUGGGGUUAUAGGGAGGCCUGUUUUUAUUGUCUUUUCAAAAUGUGAUUUUCAAAGUAAGGUGCUGUAUAAUGUAUUACAUGAGACAGAGGUGAUUAAUUCUCAUUGAUAACCAAAUACACAAACUAAACCACAGUUGCAUUUUCUUCCUUUAGCAUACGUUUUGGACCACAACAAGCCCUUUUAGAUAGAUAGAUAGAUUAUAAUUUACCACAGUUUUGUACAUGAUAGUAAUUUGUCACAUUCAUCUCAAAGAAAUGCCAUGAUACUAGCAAGAUCCAGUAAUAACAAAUCAAAGUGGCAUAGGUAUGUACUGUCUGGGUGUGUGUGUGUGUGUGUGUGUGUGUGUGUGAGAGAGAGAGAACAUCAUUAAGUGGUCCCCGGGUGGUAGUGAGGUUUAAGCUUUUGGUCAUGCGGGGAUCAGCUUCCAUUAAUCCCAGAGAGAGAGAGAGCGAGAGAGCGAGCGAACAUCUAACUAUACAUAAGGUUCAGAACAGUUUGAAAGCCCUAUAGUAAAGUAGGAGUAUGUAUACAAACCUUUUACCUGUCAAAUCAUCUUUGAGCUUGAAAUCUCAGAAUACAGAUCUUCUUUUUCCUUGCGUGGAAAUUUUGAAUUACCUGGAAAUUGUACUGUUUGACCAAGAAUUUACGAGACUUGUACAGCUUCUUAAAGCUGUCCUGGAUCUGGACUCCUCCGAAAAGCACCUUAUACAAAACAACUUGUGAGCUAUUCGAGGAUUUGUUUCAUCUUGUGACCUUGGAAAACCCCUUUUUCUACUCUUUGCGUUGAAACAAUUCUUUGUGUUUAUUUUCUGAGAUAGUCCACUGGGUUUAUUUUUGAACCUUGUCCUCAAGAAGAUUACCUUCUGGAUCAAAUCUGGGAACAGUUACCCUUCUUCACUUGAGUCUCAGCACCUGGAAGUCUGGAUGUUUUGACACUAAUACUUCAUAAGUAAGUGUGCUAUCUUUAAUAUAACAUUUCCAUGGCUCAAUCAGGCUCCUGCCCAAACCAAGACCUAUCACACAGUGCCAUCGUCCACAGCCCACUGGGUAUUUGUUCAGACCUGGAUACCCAGAUGGGAAGAGAGGAUGAGGAAGGAGAAGAGGAAGAUGAUGAAGUGGAACUAGCUGAGGAGGUAGGAGAGGAUGUUUUAAUGAUGGCUGAAACAGGAGUGGGGCAAGCCAAUGUAGAAAGCGGACCACAGGGUGAAAGUGAGGAAGUGAGGAUAAUACAAGUGGACCUUGUACCGAAUGGAGUAAUAGGAGAUGGGGAGGAAAGAGGUGACACACUGAAAGAAAAUGGCAAAGGAGGGGAAGAAAAUGUAGAUGAGGAGCAUGAAACGAUACAAGAACAAGCAAGAGAAAGAGAAGGUCCAAGCGAGGGUGAAGAAGAGUCUGAAGACACAAUAACACUGAUUGAAAGUCCAUGUCAAUUAUCGGCAUCCAGCAUUUUUCAUCAAGAGCAAGUAAUAGAAGAAAAAGAAGACAUAAACCAUGAAGGAAAUAAACAAGAGUCAAAGGAGGAAAAGAUUAAAGAGGGAGAUGAUGGGUUAGAAAACCAGAUCGUGUCCAAUGCCACUGAUGCAGAGACUCUUCAAGAAUCCAGUGUUUUUGAAGAUGAGUCAGAAGAGCAUAAGGAGUUUUUCACUGAUGACACAAAUAGUAAUCUUUUCGCUAAUAGUGAAAUGAUGGAAACCCUUGAGGAACAGUCAACAGAAGUCAUCCCUGCUGCCACAGGCACAGGUGCAUCAGUCGACAGUCAACGUGAACUUUGCCAAACUACAGCUGAUGCAAAUGGCAACACGAUAGUGGACAUGCAGACUAACAAGUUCACCUGUGAAAAUCAAGAGGGAAUGAAAAAUACAGGCGAGAUGAACAACCCAGAAAGCGGCAAACCAGAAGUUGAGGAAACAAAUAACUACAUGUGGCAUCGGGAUUCCAUAAAGGUAAAUACUGGUGAUAAGAGACCCAACGACUUCAUGAUAGAUGGAAUGUCCACUUCUGACCAUGUUCUAGAUGUAGGAGGUAAAGAAAACCUAAACAUAGACAUGCAAGAGUUUUUACCCCCUGAAGGCCUAUUAAUGACAGAAGAACAGAAUGAGGAAACAUGGUUUGGAGGGAUCGACAUGAAGGAGGUAGGGGAAGCACAACAGGUUGAGGUUAAUACUCUGGAUGGGAGAAGAACUUUGGAAGAGGAGAGAAAGACAGGUGAUUUUGCUGUUGGAGAGUUAAUGGGUGAUGGAGAAAUGCAAAAUGAAUCUACUGCUAGCCUUGAAAACCAGUGCUUGGUAGGUCCCCCAGAACAGGCAGUGCAGUGCACACAGGAGGUACCUUCAGACACACAGCAAGCUGUGGAUUUGGAUCAGGUGAUCAAUACCAUUUAUCUGGAGGAAAUGAACGAAGAUGAGUCCAAUCAGCCAGGAGGAGAAACCACUAAGAAUCAUUCCACAAAAAAUUAUGAUGAUGAUGAUGUUCAGCAAUAUGUUUCAGAGCUCCUCGUAGAAGCAGUGGCAGACUGUUGGGGCAACUUGGGAGAGCAGCCAGUAGAGAAGGUUGUUCUAGAAGAUAAGAAGGUGGCAGGAUCAGUGGAAGAAGUAACAGUGGGGGCUCUAGAGAUGACAGGAGAACCAGUUAUUGUUUUAAACGAUGACACUGAAGACAUAGAGGAGAAUCAGACAAGUAGACUUGAUGAACAAAUGCCUACCACCACUGUAACCCUUCCUCAAGAUAACAUAAUGAAGACAAAGGAACUUGGAACGUGUCAAGAGUUAGAAGUCGAGACAGUUAAACUUGGUGAAGAAAAAGCUAAGAAUCAAAAAGAUGAUAAAGGGCAGGAAGAGAAGGACAAGAAGUCAGAAGAUGACAACAGGGCAGUUGAGUCAGAUGGAACAGUCAAAGAGCUGAAGGAAGCAUUGGAGAAUGGGAUCGUGUGUCCUGAGCCACAACCACAGAUGACAGCAGAAGUGCAGCCUGAUGAAGAGAGAGCACCAGAAAAAAUAGACUGGAGGAAAGAUCUAAAAUCAGAGACAAAGGACAUCUACGAAACCAAGGGUGUAAAGACUGAAUGGGUGAAGAAGGAAGCAUCAACGGAGGAGAAACAUCUGCCUUGUAGGGAUGACUGGAUAAAGGAGCUAAAGUCAGUGAUUAAAUAUGAAUCCUUGCCCAAAAAGAAAGACGGACACGUCAAGAGGAAGCGAGUGGUGCUGUUGGAAGAUGGCCAUGCAUACAUGCCACAGUGUGACGAGAUGACCGAGGAGAGGAAAGAGGAGGUGAAACUGAUUUCACAUCGAAGAGUGAACCCUUUGCCUGCUGUAUACAGGAACAGUAGAACAACCCAAGACCAGCACUUUGAGAUUGCACUCUAUGUCAAGGCGGGAAGUGAUGGGGAGAGCAUUGGGAACUGUCCUUUCUCCCAGAGACUGUUUAUGAUCCUGUGGCUUAAAGGCGUCAUCUUCAAUGUCACGACUGUCGACCUCAAACGGAAGCCCGCUGACCUGCAGGACCUCGCUCCGGGAACCAACCCUCCCUUUGUGACCUUCAACGGUGAGGUAAAGGUCGACGUGAACAUGAUCGAGGAAUUCCUGGAGGAGAAACUGACCCCACCGUGCUACCCCAGACUGGCUGCCAAACAUCCAGAGGCCAACACAGCCGGCAUCGAUGUGUUUGCUAAGUUCUCAGCUUACAUCAAAAACCCGAAGAAAGACACCAAUGUUGCCUUAGAGAAAGCACUGCUGAAGUCUCUUCAGCGCCUCGAUGACUUCCUGCGGACGCCACUGCCUGAGGAGAUAGAUGCUUACACCUCAGGUGACCUGCCCGAAUCCUCCAGGAGCUUCCUAGAUGGGGAGGAGCUCACUCUGGCCGACUGCAACCUCCUGCCUAAACUACACAUCCUCAAGGUUGUAGCCAAGAAAUACCGUGGCUUUGAGAUUCCUGCAGAGAUGACCAGUGUGUGGAGGUAUUUAAACUGUGCCUAUCAGAGGGAGGAGUUCACCAGCACAUGCCCAGCUGAGAGGGAGAUUGAAUUUGCUUACCUGGAUGUUGCAAAGCGAAUCAAAUAAGAGCGGGAAAAGUAGGAAAGAGCCUGAAUGACUAUAUCACAGUCACCGAGUACAGUACGUCCUUUAACAAAUAGUUAUGAUAGAGAACAUGAGAACAAGCAUUAAGUGAAUAAUGUUUUGGAAUACUGAUACACUGAAGUGAAAGUUCAGGCUUUAACCCUUCGAACACAUGUUUGUUUAAACAUACCGUUUAUACAGAGGCUUUUAUAUCCUUUUGUUUUUUUCAGCACAACCUAGGCAAUCUGAUGAAACAACUAUAACUAUAUAAAUAGAAGUACAAAAAGUACUCAAAAUUUUUAAAAUUGGACUGACUUCACAAUACAUCACAGUGCAAAGUUCACUUGGCUCGUUUUUAUGAACAAAAGAGAAGAAAAAUGGUCUAAUUUUGUGACUUCUGUGCAAUAAUUGCUCCUUUUAUGUUACUACUAAAAAUGUGAUAUAAAAUUAAUCAUAACUUUGACUCAACCAUACAUAAGAAGAUGAAAAAAAAACACAUUUUUAAAGCCUGAAUAUGUGACCUAUAAACACACAUCCCCAGGAUGUCCAUAUAAGGAGUUGUGUAUUAUUACUACUAUCCCUUUUAAGAGGAAGAUUAAGAGAUAGAGAAGAAGAACGUAGUGAAAUAAGUCGUAGUGAAAUAAAAAAAAUGUUUUUAUUAAAAAAGUGAAUCAUUCUAACACAUCUAACUCCUUAAGGUUGAUUUCACUUUGUUUGGCAAGUGUGUGUGCGUGCGUGCGUGCGUGUGUGCGUGCGUGUGUGCGUGCGUGUGUGUGUGUGCGUGCUCUCACAGGUUGAGUUGCACAGCGAGCGGAUGUUUCUUCACGCUAAUCAUAGAACAAGUCAUGUAUAAAUCAGAGACUUGCUUGCAGAAUUUACUCCUGAUUCACUUUGUGUUCUCAGAUGUUGGCAGGGCCAGAUUCACCACAAAGAACACAGUAACUAACACACACAUUUAUACAGUAGAGCUUAAAUAUGACCACACUGUUUUAUAGUCUAUUUGAAAUCACUAAUCAACUUUCAAUUCUAAACUCUGACAAUGUAUUCACUGCAUUUUAGGAGUUAUAGUGAUUGUAGUGGUAGUAUUGUAGUAGUUGCUGGCAUGAUGACUGAAACCAGUUAGGCAAUGUGUCUAUUUUAAUUAUAAUAAAAAUCAAUUGAUGUAAUAUGUGAUAGGACGCUGAAUCAUUAAUCAUUUGCACAUUGACUGUGCAGAUUCACAGUGAGGAAACGUGAAAAACAUUUUUUUUUAACUAUUUCUCCAUGGUUAACUAUAUGGUUAUAAAAUAAAAUUGCUCUUUCAUUUAAAAAGACAUUUCUGGAAUAUAAAGAUUUAGUCACUUGCAGAAAUCCAUACCCAUAAACCCCCCCCCCCCCCCCAGCGCAGCGUCAUCGCAAAUCCCACAUUUAAUCAUUGGGGCAGAAGUGAUUUAUUAUGUAUUUACGCCAUUUUAAGUUAGACGGUAAAUCAUCAACUAAUCUGACGCCACUGAUGCUGCUGUGUUCUGGCCUUAUAUCCUCUCUGGAGGACGAUAUUUAUUAAACUGAUUUUAUCACUUUAUGGAUUGUCUUCAGUGUUUCACUUACAGUUUGUGUAAAAAUGUCACCUUUCUAUUCAAAGAACAACUAGUGCAUGCAAUUAAAUAAAAAAACAUUGGCCUGGAGUGAUUUACAUCACAGUGACACAGUGGUUAGCACUGGCGCCUCACAGCAAAAAAGUUCCAGGUUGGAAUCCCAAAAGGAGAGAAAAUAAAUCUCAUGAUUGCAAUGUGUUAAUUUGUUAUUAUUAAACAUUUCAUUAGAUUUAUAAGGCCCAUAGUAUAUCAUGUUUAUAUUAUUUUGCUUCCAAAUUCCAAAAUAAUUUUAUGUGCAACGCCGGGUAUAUUUAACACGUUUUUUACACACGUUUGAACACUCAUGCGUGUGCAGACACACACACACAUCACUGAGGCAACGGCGUUAAGUGACCUCUGUUGAAAGCCUCUGAAUGUAAUGACCCAGAGUUUACUCACGCAGACUGCAAACAAGCACGGCUAAAUUACCAUAGAAACAUGCAGAGGAAGAAUGCCCCGCUGGUCUGGUCGGGCUAAUAACGCUGUGUAAAGCCACACUUCAAAUACUAUAACCGUAAAAAAAAGGGGGCAGCACAAAACACAAUAUAUUUCUGUUUUUAAGGGAAAUAAAUUAAUUACCCAGAGUUCAUCCCUCAGAAGUUAGAGUCAGGAGAAUAAGUGGAGCUCCUGAUUUCACCUUCUAAAAGCUACACCUACUUAUGCUCAAUCUAUUUUAAUUAAUUGAACACACGUAUACUGUGUUUUUAAGAUGUCAUUAGUGUUUGUGAAACCAUGUCAAAAGAAACACAAAAACCUACUUUUAAGUCUGCUGAGAAAAAUGUAGAUUUUAUAACAAUAUAUUAUACAGUAUAACUUUCUGAGUGGCUCUUUCUUUCUACACAACAAACAACUAAACAGAGUGUUACUGUAGAAAAAUAAAAUAUCCUUCUUUAUUGUCACAACAUUUUUGCCAUGCUAAAGAUGAACAUUUUGCACACACAUACACAACUGACGCGUGUUUGUCACAAAGAA